Messenger RNA from Cornus florida, 1717 nucleotides. Its product is annotated as mRNA-decapping enzyme-like protein. Gene Ontology annotation, cellular component: P-body. The record is from RefSeq and is a predicted model, not a curated record. Gene Ontology annotation, biological process: deadenylation-dependent decapping of nuclear-transcribed mRNA; positive regulation of catalytic activity; deadenylation-independent decapping of nuclear-transcribed mRNA. The coding region runs from base 353 to 1453 and encodes 366 amino acids. The transcript has 8 exons. NCBI's taxonomy places the organism in Eukaryota, Viridiplantae, Streptophyta, Magnoliopsida, Cornales, Cornaceae. Gene Ontology annotation, molecular function: enzyme activator activity; mRNA binding.
CCCAACCAAUUGCAACAAGACAAGACUCUGUUUGGAUGCCCGGAAAAUCGGGGGAAGUGAGAAUCACCUGAGUAUAGUAAUUAACAGCAACGGAGUAAAAAAAGGAAAGGGAUAGUAGUUUUUUACACAAUCAACCGAUUAGAUACAGAGUAUUUUGUUCAUCAAGUAUUACCAACAAACGUUCAUCAACCUCUCUACCAGGUGUCCUCGUUCAUCCCCUCCCUAUCUCUCUGAAAUAGAAAUAGAAACAGAAAUAGAAACCAUAGCCAAGAAUCGAGAGAAGCUAGGCUUUGUCGAUAUACACACAAAUAUAUAUAUAUAUAUAUAUAUAUAUAUAAUCUAGAGAGAGAAAAUGUCUCAGAACGGCAAAUUGAUGCCGAAUCUAGACCUAAAGAGUACCAAACUCCUCAACUUAACCGUUCUCCAGCGAAUCGAUCCAUUCAUCGAAGAGAUUCUCAUCACUGCUGCUCAUGUCACCUUCUACCAAUUCAACAUCGAGCUCAGCCAAUGGAGUCGCAAGGAUGUUGAAGGAUCUCUGUUCGUCGUAAAGAGGAAUACACAACCCCGAUUCCAGUUUAUUGUAAUGAACCGGAGAAAUACAGAUAAUUUAGUGGAGAAUCUCUUGGGAGAUUUUGAAUAUGAAGUCCAGGUUCCGUAUCUAUUAUAUAGAAAUGCAUCCCAAGAAGUAAAUGGUAUAUGGUUCUACAAUGCACGCGAAUGUGAAGAGGUUGCAAAUCUCUUUAACAGGAUAUUGAAUGCAUACUCCAAGGUGCCUCCAAAGUCACAGGUAUCAUCUACUAAAAGUGAGUUUGAAGAACUUGAAGCAGUCCCAACUAUGGCGGUAAUGGAAGGUCCUCUGGAGCCAUCAUCAUUGACCGCCUCCAAUGUCACAGAUGUUCCUGAUGACCCUUCAUUUGUGAACUUUUUCAGUGCAGCUAUGAAUAUUGGGAGUGCUUCAAACGCAGCAAUGACUGGGCUGCCUUACCAGUCCUCUGCAUCAAUCCCUCCUUCCCAUUCACCCAGUGUUGUUCCUCCCACUCUUCCAACCAUCCAGGUAAUAUCUCCGCCUCUGCCAACAUCUACCCCAAUGCCACCCAAUGAUACUCCUGAACCCAGCAGCAGCAGCAACCGGGCCACUAAUCUUGUAAAGCCAUCUAUAUUUUUUGGUCCUCCAUCCUCUUCUGCGCUUAUGAUGCCUCCUGCUCCAUCCAUGCCUACUGCUCCUCCACUUCAUCCUAUUGGGAAUCUACAACGUCCGUAUGGUUCUCCAUUGCUUCAACCUUUUCCACCACCUACCCCCCCACCAUCUCUUACUCCAACUCCUGUUCCUACCACAAACUAUGGGCCAGUUAUUACCAGAGAAAAAGUCCGCGAAUCACUUUUGAUGCUUGUUCAGGACAAUCAAUUCAUUGACAUGGUUUAUCGGGCGCUGGUGAACGCGCACAACUCCUGAGCAUAUGAAGAACCAGCACUGCUUCGUGGAAUUUCCAUUGUCCUGCGAAGAAUGAAGUUUUGUCUAUUUUGUAGAUUUUUUGGCAAACUACGAGAUUGUGUGAAGACCUAUAAAGUGUAGCAACAUAUUUCACCAGCUAAAUAGAAAUACAUGAAUUUAUGUAUUGAGAUAUAUAACAUUGUAAUUGUGGUCACAAAAAUAUCUCCCAUGGUAGGCAUGCCAAUUCAAAUUGAGACGGGUGUUGGGUUUUUUCAGGUAUUCAAA